AUGAUUAAGGCAUUUGACCCAGAGUCAGAAAAAUUCAACUUGCAAUUAGAUCAACCCUCGAUUACUAUAAAAGGAGUCGAUGUGGAGGAGAUUUUUGGUUUGAAGGACAAAUCUGCAGAUGGGCUGGAUAUUGACACCAUCCUUUUUGAGGAUGGGAAAUUUGCAGAAAAUGAGAUUCCACCUCAUUUUCUGAACAAGUGCACCGGCAGUCUCAGCAUUGAUGGAUUGAUCUCGGACGCCAUCAAGAGCGGAUUAGACGACGAUGACUUCCUUCGCAGAGCUGCUCUUGUGGCCCUUGGUACAGUUCUUGCACCAACGUCCACGGCAACAGUUCCGUUGGAGUAUUGGGCAAUCGUUAAGUACGUGUCACGGUUGAAAAAAUUGAACUUCAAUCGUUUCACACGUGAUUUUUUGAUUACCAAUAUAAAGAAACUGGGAAGUGAAUAUGAGAAGGUGCAAUGGCCAUGCGGCAACCUAGCCCUGCUGCAGUAUAUUUACUAUGAAAAAGUGCGCCCAAUUGGUUCACAAUUGACGUCAUCAAGGCCGUUGAUGAGGAACUGGACAGAAGAAGAAGCUAAAAAGAGAGACAGCAUGGAUUACAAUGAUGGACGAGGAGUAGGCUUGAUUGACGACGACAUAUCUGCUAAGCACAGAAGGGAGGUGAUCCACACACCUGACGUUGUUCCAAAAUCAAAGAGGAAGCAAAGUAAAAGAGCUAAAGCUGCAGCUUCUAGCAUGAGCACGCCAGGUCCAGUGGAUGAUUCAAGAAUGGAGGUCAUGUUUGAGCAGGUUCUGAUUAAAAUGACCAAUCACAUAGACACAACAUUAAGAAAAAAUAUGCAGAAAUAUGCAGACGCAUCUGCUCAGAAACUCCUAAAAAUGCUUAACUCGAAGGGAGUUGCAUACAGGGCAGGCAAGGCUGACAUGUCUGAUGACGAAGAUCAGGAGGAGGAAGCCAAAAAGGAAGGAGUGGCCUCCACACCUAGCCAUGGAGGCCUUCCGCCUAAAGAUUUCAUGGACAAAGACGUUCCCAACUCAGACGGCAGUGCAUCAUGGUUGAAUUCCGUUAAGGAUCAAAAGGACGAUGAAUUGGAUGAUGCAAGUAAGAAGAGUGAGCCGGUGGAGGAUUUGAACUUCGUGACACCCACCGACAAGAAGAAGACUGCUAGUGCUGGGUACACGACCCCGGCGCCUAAGCACGAAGAUACUCCUGAAAUACCCAUAAUCAUCGACGACAAGGCUACUCCUGAAUCGUCCUGCUCGGCAACUAUUUAUUUAACUCCUCCAGAUGCAUCAGAAGAAUUUGAAAGCUUGAACACGAUCUGCCGCAAAGCGAUAGCAAGUGGGAAGAAGGAGGAGAGAAAGGAUGAUGUAUGUGGGAAAAAAGAGGAGAGAAAGGAUGAUGUAUGUGGGAAAAAAGAGGAGAGAAAGGAUGAUGUCUGUGGGAAGCGCACACGCAAACCUCCUCGCAAAUUAAGUUCCCCAAGCAUUGUGAUGACCUCCAAAUGUCCUAAACAUAUUCGACGUGCAGUCAGAAAAGGUCCUGAAGCUUUGUUCAACAACGAAUAUGCCACGGAUGGAUCAAAUCAGCUGACACCGGAGAUAAUUGACGCAGCUGUCGAGUAUAUUCGGAUAUCAAUGAAAAGUACAAAAAAGGGCCGAUUUGGUAAGAGUGUGUACGAGAAUGCAGACGGGGCUGGGGCGAGUGCUGGAAUGCUUAAACCUAUCCUUGACAGUGGAUGGCUGUGCGGUGCUGUCAUUGAGUGUUACUUGGGUGAUCUUAGAUUAAAAUUGAAGGAUAGAACAAUUUGCCCUGCAUGGAGGGCAAAUUCUAUAGUCGAACAUAAACCUAAAAGGCAGAAUUGGAAAAGCAGUAAGAACCCUGACACGGCGGAUAUUGCAGAGAUGUCAACUUGCUACGAAAGAUGCGAGCUGGAAUAUUUUGCCACUAACAAGGCUUAUUUCUCGGUUAACAUCUCCGGUUGCCACCGGGUCACCGUCGUCAUGCACAAUGACAAGGAGGAAUUUCAGGUGCUAGACUCGUUAUGGAGCCUUAAUCAGAGCAAGGGAUUUGUGGAAAUGCUGAGAGAAGAAAUCUCUAAGGACAUCGAGUUUGCGAACAAUGAGUUAUCGAGAAAGAAGUAUCCAGACGUUUCGAAAUGGGAAAUUAAAAGCUAUCCAAUACCAAAGCAAAGAGAUACGAACUCAUGUGGACUCUUCCUGUUAGCAUGUAUGGAGCACUGGGAUGGAGAUGAACUGACGGCCGAAUUUUCGCAGGAAACGAUAAACAAGAAUAGAAAAAGGACAGCUGCCAAAAUUAUAAUGGCACAAUCAAACCUGCUCGAGAAGACGAAGAAGGAUGUCCUAGAUAUCGCGGCGAAAGCACGUGCCUGA
Messenger RNA from Lolium perenne, 2394 nucleotides. RefSeq lists its product as uncharacterized. The record is from RefSeq and is a predicted model, not a curated record. Gene Ontology annotation, biological process: proteolysis. NCBI's taxonomy places the organism in Eukaryota, Viridiplantae, Streptophyta, Magnoliopsida, Poales, Poaceae. Gene Ontology annotation, molecular function: cysteine-type peptidase activity.